Molecule: messenger RNA, 578 nt
Organism: Prosopis cineraria
Lineage: Eukaryota; Viridiplantae; Streptophyta; Magnoliopsida; Fabales; Fabaceae
Product: protein trichome birefringence-like 3
Exons: 1
Cellular component (GO): Golgi apparatus
Molecular function (GO): O-acetyltransferase activity
Source: RefSeq, a predicted model, not a curated record
UAUUUCAGAAGUGCAGACUGGGGAAACAAGGAUGGGGUGAAAUGUUUCAAUGAGACAAGGCCAGUGAGGAUGAAGAAGUACUGGGGAAGUGGUUCCAACAAGCAAAUAAUGAGUGUAGUGGCCAAAGUGGUGAAGAAGAUGAAAGUUCCAGUGAAUGUGAUCAACAUAACACAGAUCUCAGAGUACAGGAUUGAUGGUCACUCCUCAGUCUACACGGAGACAGGAGGCAAAUUGCUUACUGAUGAGGAAAAACAAGACCCACGAAACGCAGAUUGCAUACAUUGGUGUUUGCCUGGAGUUCCAGAUACAUGGAAUCAGAUAUUUUUGGCCAUGUUAUAGCAAAAUUAUAAAUAUCGACAUGGGGAAAUUGUCAAUGUGAUUUUUGUUUUAUUUUCCUGAGGCAUGAAGAUGUCAAAGUCUAUGAAGUUAUAUGUUCAUAUAUCAUACAUUCAUCUUUCUUGGGGCAUUUGUUUGAUGUAAAUUUGCACAUGCUUCAGAAAAAAAUCUGCAAGCAUUUUAGGUGUAACAGAUUUUCAAAUCUAAAACGAAUAAUUAUCAGUAUCAAUCAAUUACCUUUA